AUGGAGAAAAUCAUAAUUAAACUUGGCUUUGAGGGUCUGUUUGUUGUGGAACCUACAGGCAGGAGUGGCGAUUUAGCUCUUAUCUGGAAGGAGAACAAUUUGUUGGAGAUUCAAAAUUAUUCGAGGUGGCAUAUUAAUACAAUCAUGAAGAAUUCAGAUGAGAAUGUGUUUUGGAAGUUAACAGGUUUCUAUGGUCAACCUGACUGGACAAAAAGGAAGGACUCCUGGGCACUACUGCAACACUUACAAGAUUUCCAACCUGACCCAUGGCUGUGCUAUGGGGAUUUCAAUGAGAUAGUGGCCCCUUAUGAAAAGGUGGGAGGUGCCAGGCGAAAAGAAGAACAGAUGGCAGAUUUCAGAAAGGAGAAGGAAGAACGUCAAUUUUCGUCGCAAAGUUUUAAGUUUGAGGCGAGCUGGCACCUUGAUGAUGAUUACAACGACAUAGUACAGGCAGCUUGGCAUGACACUUCUAGUGGGUCUACAGUAGCUGAGGUAGCUCAGGAGAAAUUAGCUGUGUGUCAAACACGGUUGAAACAAUGGAGCAGGAUAAAAUUUGGCCAGGCAGAGAAGGCUCUAAAAGCCAAGACAAAGGAGCUGGAAUUCUUGCAGCGAAAUGAAGGGCCCGACAACAUUGCAGCAAUCAAAAGACUACAAGGAGAAAUAGAAUACAUUAUGGAGCAGGAGGAUGUGAAGUGGAAGCAACGGGGAAAGCAAAACUGGUUUAAAGACGGAGACCGGAACACCUCUUUUUUCCAUGCUUGGGCAUCUCAUCGACGGAAAAUUAACACUAUCAAAAAAAUCAUUGAUGAAGAGGGGAAAGAGUGGAAUGAUAAUGACAUUAGCACUGUUUUCAUCAAUUUUUAUCAAAACCUGUUCACUACGGGAGAGGUAGAAGGGAUUGAGCAAUGUUUAAAUGGAAUGGAGGCUCGUGUAACUGAGGAUAUGAAUACAGGUUUGCUGAGACAAUUCACUGCAGAGGAGGUGGAGAUAGCACUUGGACAAAUGCACCCCCUUAAAUCCCCAAGCCCGGAUGGUUUCUCCGCUUGUUUCUACCAAGCAACGUGGUCAACGGUACGGGUGGAGGUAUGUAAAGUAGUGCUGGAUUUUCUGAAUAAUAAUUAUUUUGAUGAGUCUCUUAAUGCAACACACAGUGUCCUUAUUCCCAAAAAGAAAAACCCAACCCGGAUUACUGAAUACCGGCCAAUAAGCCUUUGUAAUGUUCUCUAUAAAUUAAUUGCCAAAGUUUUAGCUAACAGACUGAAACAGGUUUUAGAGCAAAUAAUCUCCCCUACGCAGAGUGCCUUUGUACCUGGAAGACUCAUUUCUGAUAAUGUUUUGGUGGCUUUCGAGGCACUACACACGAUGGAUGCUAGAAUGAAAGGCCGACAGGGGUUUAUGGCGCUGAAAUUGGAUAUGGGCAAAGCUUAUGACAGGGUGGAAUGGGGUUUUUUGGAGGCAAUAAUGAGAAAGAUGGGUUUUGGUCAUCGCUGGGUUAAUAUGCUAAUGAGGUGUAUUAAAUCGGUCUCCUAUUCCAUCUUGAUUAACGGGCAACCUCAUGGGAGAAUUUUACUAACACGGGGGAUCCGACAGGGUGACCAGUUGUCCCCGUAUUUAUUCAUUUUGUGUGCUGAGGGUUUAAGCCAUAUGUUGGAAAAGGCGGAAAGGGAUCAAAAGAUCACCGGCCUUCCGGUAGUUCGAGGGGGUUUAAGAAUUAACCACCUUUUUUUCGCUGAUGAUAGCUUGCUCUUCUGCAAAGCAAAUGUAAAUGAGUGGGCUCAGAUCCAAGAGAAUCUAGGCUCUUAUGAGAAGGCCUCGGGACAAAAACUGAAUCGCGAAAAGACCUUCAUUUUCUUUAGCCGAAACACAAAGCAAGAGACUAGGGAGUUUAUCCUCUCUAUAUCAGGGGUUAGUUCUUCUACCAGUUACGAGAAGUAUCUCGGUUUGCCCCCCCUAGUCGGCUGGUCUAGAGUAAGCACGUUCACAGGCAUCCAAGGAAAAAUCUGGGAGAGAAUGAAUGGAUGGACAAAAAUUUUUUUGACCCAAGCGGGAAAAGAGGUUCUGUUAAAAGCGGUGAUCCAAGCAAUACCCACUUACACCAUGAGCGUCUUCCUACUCCCAAAAAAACUAUGUCAUGAUAUCUUUUCCAUGAUGGCCAGGUUUUGGUGGGGCCACAAAAAUAACCAAGGGCGAUUGGCGUGGAUGAGUUGGAAGAAGAUGGGGAGAGCAAAAGAAAAAGGAGGUUUGGGGUUCCGGGACCUAGAACUUUUUAAUUUGGCAAUGCUAGCAAAGCAAGGGUGGCGAUUGAUCCAGAAUCCUGAGACUUUGGUGGCAAGAAUCAUGCGGGCAAAAUACUUCCCAAAUGGCACUUUCCUAGAAGCGGAUCUUGGUAGAACUCCUUCUUAUGCUUGGCGUAGCAUUUGGGGCUCGAAGAAACUGUUAAAAGAGGGUUUGGUUUGGAGAGUGGGUGAUGGCUCAAGAAUAAAAAUUUGGGAGGAUCCAUGGUUGCCCAUUCCUAGACCUCAUCCAGCAAGGUCACCGAUCAGCAUUUUGGACAGCCAAGCAAAAGUUUCUGAGCUCAUGAAUGUCAAUACCAAUUGGUGGAAUCCAACUAUCGUAAAUGAAAUUUUCACGGUGGAGGAGGCCAAAUUGAUUUUAAGUCAAGGGGUGUGUCCCCGCAGAGGUUCGGACAUCUUAGCCUGGGAGCAUACCAAAAAUGGCGUUUUCACUGUUCGGAGCGCCUAUCAUUUGGCUAUGGAGAAAAUGGAGGCUGGAGAAGCUAGUAGUUCAGAUUCCAAUCUUUCUCGUAAUCUAUGGAAGAAAGUAUGGGCACUAAAAGCUUCUCGAGUGGUCAAGUUUUUCCUUUGGAAAGCUUGCAAUAACAUUUUACCAACAAAGGAAAUGCUUUUCAGGAGGGGGGUAGUUUCGACCCCCAUGUGCCCCAUUUGUCUAGCAGAGCCGGAAACUAUAAACCACAUAAUUUGGUCAUGUCCUUCUGCCCAAGAUGUAUGGGCAGAAUGCCAAGGGAAACUCCAGAAGCUAGUGUGCUAUGAAGGAGAUUUUACGAAACUCUUGGUCCAAGCUGGCUACGGGUUGGGGGAAGCAGAGCAUCAUCUUAUGGUUACAGUGGCUAGAGGGAUAUGGUUGCGACGGAAUAAGCUCGUUUUUGAAGGUGUUUUCCAAGCUCCGGCAACGGUGGUGCGUAUUGCCAAGGAACAGGUGGCGGCGUUUAAGGAAGCAUCGCGAAGACAUGCAGAUCCCAGAUCUAGAAAUCCUGGUCAGGAAGUAGCGUUUUGGAGGAAACCCCCUCAAGGGCUGUUAAAGGUGAACUGGGACGCGGCAGUGGACAAAGAGAGAGGCCUAAUCGGGAUGGGGGUUAUCGUUCGGGACUCCUUGGGUGAGGCCAUUGCUAUGCAUUGUGAACCCAAAGCUGCAAUCACUGAUCCUUCGUUGGCAGAGGCGCUGGCAGCUUGUCAAGCUAUUGAGUUUAGCCUCUCUUUUGGACUCCAAAAUUGUCUCCUGGAGGGUGAUGCUUUAGAAGUGGUUAAUGCAAUAAACCAAAAGGAGCAGUGUAGGGGGACAUAUGGACAGAUAGUCAAUGAUAUCAAGCGUUCAUUGGGGCAAGGUGGAAACUGGCAAGUGGGUCAUGUUGGCAGGAAUGCCAAUGGAGCAGCACACCAACUGGCCAAAAUGGCUCUACACCAACCGACCGCUCAGAGUUGGAGCAACGAUUUCCCUAGUUGUAUGGAUGAAAUUGGGUUGAAAAUUGCGGAAGGGGAAAUUGCAAUUACACGCGAGAAGGGAAAGAGAUGCUUAAUAGAACGGCUCUGGGCAGGGAAGCGAACGAACAAGGAAGCCUUCACAUCAGUACUGUCAAAAAUCUGGAGGACACGGGGGGGAGUGGUCUUUAAGGAGUUACAAGAACAUCUCUGGUUGUUUGAAUUUGAAGAAGAGGAUGACAUGAGAAGAGUGAAAGAGGGUAGGCCAUGGUCUUUUGACAGGCAAAUUCUGGUCCUCCAUGAUUUUGAUGGGAGUAUCCCCCCAUCAAAAAUGGAGUUCACGAAAUCUCCGUUUUGGAUCCAAGUUCAUGACAUGCCGCUAUUAUGUAUGACGAAGGGUGUGGCAACGCGGAUUGGUGAAUCCUUAGGUGAACUGGAGGACGUCGACAUUGCUGGAGAUGGAGCAGGUUGGGGCCGUUGCUUACGAAUACGGGUUGUUAUUAAUGUGAUGCAGCCCUUGGAGCGAGGACGAGCGUUGAAGGUGGAGGGGAAAACAUCAGGGGUUUCUUUUAGGUACGAAAAGCUGCCCCAAUUCUGGUUCAACUGUGGCCGAGUGGUGCAUGAAGAGAAGGGUUGUCCGGUGAUCAGAUCAACCAAACUGAGUUCUGCAGAAGCAAUGAAGCAAUGGCGGCCGUGGUUACGUGCAGAUGAACCAAGACGUAAGGCGGCGGGAGAGUGGUCUCGCCGAACGGGGGAGAAUGCAGGGCAAUUCCGAGAGGACAGCAACGCUCAGGAUGACGGCGGCUAG
Messenger RNA from Corylus avellana, 4524 nucleotides. NCBI's taxonomy places the organism in Eukaryota, Viridiplantae, Streptophyta, Magnoliopsida, Fagales, Betulaceae. The record is from RefSeq and is a predicted model, not a curated record.